GGCUGCGCGGGGGGAGGCUGCCCAGCAAGCGCAGCCUCCUCCUCAUCCUCCUCUUCCUCCUCCCCCUCAUUCUCUCUCCCCCCCCCCCACUCCGGGUGUAAUAUUCGGGGGAAACAAUAGGGAAUAUCAGCGUUUGUUUGCAAAGGGGCCGUCGGCGCGGCGCUGCACAAUGAGGGCUUUGUUGGGCGGCACAGGGCUCCCUCUGUGUGCGCGCUGCCGUGCCCCUCUCCUCCGCUCCGGGCCGCGGGUGUAGCCGGCUCCUGAAUGGCACCGGUUGUGCCCAGCCAAAGACCCGCCAUGGACACGAGCGGCCACAGCGUCCUCCUCCUCCAGCAGCUGAACAUGCAGCGGGAGUUUGGCUUCCUGUGCGACUGCACAGUUGCCAUUGGAGAUGUUUACUUCAAAGCCCACAGAGCGGUGCUAGCUGCUUUUUCAAACUAUUUUAAGAUGAUAUUUAUCCAUCAGACCAGGAUCCGCGGGCUUGAAGCAAUCAGGGAGCCGGAGCCUUAUCACAGGUCUGCGCCUCAGACUCAUGCAGAUAAGGGACAGGACUGCGAUCACCCACUUAUUUCAAGCUGCUGCUCCUGGCCGAGUCCUAAGUGGUUCUACAGUGAAUGCAUAAAGAUCCAGCCUGCAGACAUCCAGCCUGACAUUUUCAGUUACUUGCUGCAUAUCAUGUACACGGGGAAGGGGCCGAAGCAGACCGUCAACCAGAGCCGGCUGGAGGAGGGCAUCCGCUUUCUCCACGCAGACCACCUCUCCCAUAUCGCCAUCGAGAUGAACCAGGUGUUCCCCUCAGAGACCGUGCAGUCUUCAAACCUGUACGGGAUCCAGAUCUCAACUGCCCACAAAACGGCCAAGGAACGUCUGGGAGCGAAGGAGACGCUGGCCAAGCCUGGUGGCAGGUCUUCUGCCCAGGGCGACCACCCGCAGCUGCAGCUCUCCCUCGCCAUCGGGCUCGACGACAGCUCCCUCGAGCAGCAGGUUGCUCGCCCCGCCGCGCAGCCGGCUGCUCUGGUCAAGCCGGCAGAAGAGCUGCCAAAGCUCUCUGUCUCCGUAAAGCAGGAGAAGUGUGACUCGGAGCCCGUGGUGUCCCAGAGCUGCACCCCUCCUUCUCCGGACGUGGCAAACCCCAUUUUUGCCAAGGCCAGCCUCAGGGUGCACUUGUGUCACUACUGCGGGGAGCGUUUCGACUCCCGGGGGGGGCUGCGGGAGCACCUGCACACCCACGUCUCGGGCUCGCUGCCCUUCGGCGUGCCGGCCUCCAUCCUGGAGAGCAGCGACCUCGGCGAGGUGCAGCCUCUGGCGGAGAGCAGGGAGGCCGGGGAGGGUCACCGCCUCGGGGCCUUCCUCCUCAAAGAGGACGAGCAUCAGCUGGAGCACCCGAGCUGCGGCGACCUCGAGCCUCUGCAGAUCGGCCAGCUCUCCCUCAUCUCCAAGGACCACGAGCCGGUGGAGCUGAACUGCAAUUUCUCUUUCUCGAGAAAGAGAAAAAUCAGUUGCACCAUCUGCGGCCGCGCGUUUUUCCGGAAGAGCCAGUUGCUGGAACACAUGUACACGCACAGAGGGAAGCAGCCCAAGUACGGCCGCUGCCAGCGGCUGGAGAGCCCCGCCACCCCCAGGUUUCGUCCUUACGGUGACAGUGAGAGCGUGGGGAAGAGCCCCGGUUUAUCUCAAGACCACCUGGACGAAUGUAUACUGGAGUCUGAUCUUAUCCAAGAGAGCGUGGACACGAUCCUGGUAGAGUAAUCCUCCCCCUUCAGGUGCUGGAUAUGUGGGAAGUUUCCGUGCAGUGGGUGGCUGCUCUCUAGAACUGUCUUUAACCAAUGUUCCCAUCACCACUGAGCUAGUGAAGAACUGUGUGUGUUUGGCCUGUGUGUUUACUUUUUUACUUCUCUAACUUUUAAACUCAAGCUAAUUCAAAUCCAAGUACUUCUUGGAAGCCUCCAUGUAACUCAGUUACAUUUUGAUAAAUGUGAAUUUCUUCUUGCUCUGCUUUACUCCAGUUCUUAUUGUGUUGCUGGGCGUGAGGUUUGUACAUCCCCUAAUACAUCGAGUAGCAUCAAGGGAUGUUUGUAUCCCCUAGAAUUGCUCUUCUGAAGUUAGUUGAGGGAAAUGUAGAGGGACAUAUAUAUUGCUCUUUCCCCAGAUAGUUUGUUUUUAAUUUAAAUAAAUAUCUCAAGGAGAUAAAUCCUGAAGUUUGUGUUGUGUAAUUGCAGUUAAUAAAUCUCUAUAUAAACAUG
This is a messenger RNA of Anas platyrhynchos (mallard), 2243 nucleotides long. NCBI's taxonomy places the organism in Eukaryota, Metazoa, Chordata, Aves, Anseriformes, Anatidae. The record is from RefSeq and is a predicted model, not a curated record.